Molecule: messenger RNA, 1464 nt
Organism: Caenorhabditis bovis
Lineage: Eukaryota; Metazoa; Nematoda; Chromadorea; Rhabditida; Rhabditidae
Source: the annotation of a GenBank genome assembly
AUGAAGCAUCUUAUAUUUAUCUUUUCAAUACUAAUAAUAGGAGCAGACACAGCUGUUUCGCUCAUCAAAAAACGAGUUCAUGAUGGGCUCAAAUUUUCACGGAUUGUUAAAUACACGAAUGAGACAAUUGUCGAUAUGAAGCAAAAUUUGAACGCAAACAUGACACAAGAAUUGUCGCUUGACGUAUUAUUUGUGGCUGAUUUCUCAACGUACCAAGCGUUUUUGGAAAUGACAAACGGUGAUGUCGGAAGCGCGCAGCACUACGUGAAUAUUUAUCUUGGAGCCAUUUUUGAGCAGACGAAGCUAAUCUACGAAAAUUUUAAAUUUGGAGACAAAACUUUAAAACUGACGUUUUCUGGAACUUUCACCGCUUACAGAGAGGAAGAUUGUCCGUUGUGGCUUAGCUGGCAAGAAGAACUUGAAGCGGAUAAGGAACUCCUUGACGAAUUCGAUUAUGAUAAUUCCACAGAAUUUUCGAAUUCGACAGACGUGUUCGCCACAAAUGGAACAAGCGGCCAAAAGUUCAACAGUUAUGUCGAUGUGACACUUGAUGAGCUACAAGAAGCCAACACAACAGAUAUGACGCUACAAAUCGAUUCCAAAAAAGCAAUUGACAAGUUCACGUUAUGGAUCAAAAAGUACGCCGAAUUCCUUCCGAAACAUGAACACGCUGUUCUUAUUACAAAAUUCGAUUUGGUCACUGUGAAUGGGCAUUCCGCGACCCAAGGAAUGGCUUAUGUUGGACAUAUUUGUCAACUUGGCGAGUCGAGUUCGGUUGUUGAAGAUAUUGGCGCUUCAUUAACGGCACUCAUCGCCGCACAUGAAAUUGGUCAUUCUUUGGGUGCUUUUCAUGACGGCUCUUCUGAAGCAAAAGAUUGCGAUUCGAAUGACAACUAUCUUCUAGCAACAUCGGUUUCUGGGAGCUCUAAUCGUGAAACUUUUCUAAAUAGUCGAAGAAUGAGCAAUUGCAGCAUUGAAUCAAUAAUGAAGAAUCUACGAAAUCCAAGUGCCAGUUGCAUCAAAAAAUGGAAAUCGAAAUCUGAGAAGAAGGUUCACAAGGAGUUCGCAAAAAAGCCGGGUGAAUCUAUCACAAUAAUGCAGCAAUGUCAAAUAUCAUUUGGUCCAACAUAUGGGAAUUGCUUGAAUUUGGGAUAUUAUCAUGGAAAAUCCAUUUGCGAGCGAGUAUGGUGCUCGAAUAGAAAUGACAAAUCAAACGAUCAGUGUACAACACUCAAUUAUUUCCCAGCGUUUGAUGGAACCGAGUGUGGAUAUAAUAUGGCUAUCAGUAGUAUGUGGUGCAUCGAAGGAGAAUGUGUUCGAAAUCCGAAGAAGUGGUUGGAUUGCAAGGAUCUCAACGCAAAGACGUGCACGCGAUACUCUGCAUCCAAAUUGAAACAUUUUUGUAAAUCGAAGGCUUUUCGCGAAAUCUGCUGUCGUACUUGCGCUAAAAAAGUCAAGUCAUAG